AUGGACAACUUUUCGAGCAAAGUGAAGGUUUUUGAUGCCUUUCCGAAAGUUGCUCCGGAGCAUUCUGUGAGAUCGUCACGAGGUGGCCUUUCGUCAGUCUUCACGAUAGUAUUCGGCCUCUUCAUUCUUUGGGUCCAGGUCGGAGGAUUCCUUGGUGGGUUCAUAGAUAGACAGUUCUCUGUCAACAAGAAGCUCGAGCUGAAUCUCGAUAUCAAUGUGGAUAUUGUCGUCGCCAUGCCCUGCGACAUGUUAACCACAAAUGUCAUGGACAUCACCAACGACAACUUCUUGGCCCAUGAGGUGCUCAACUUCAUCGGAGUGGACUUCAAUAUUCCACCAUUUUUCAACAUGAAUAACGAAAACGACAACCAUAUGACCUCCAACUUGGACAGGGCCAUGGAAGGGUCCCUUCGAGCUGAGUACGCUGUCAAGGGCAAGCGCUUGAACACAGAUGCUCCUGCUUGUCAUAUAUUUGGCCUGAUUCCAGUCAACCAUGUGAAAGGAAGGUUUUUCAUUGUGCCCAAGGGAACGAUGUAUUGGCUGAGAGAGGCAGCGCCAAGGGAGAGGUUCAACCUCUCUCAUUUGAUCUACGAGUUUUCCUAUGGAGAGUUCUACCCAUUUAUUGACAACCCAUUGGAUUUCACCGGCAAGGUCACCAAAGAGAAGGAACAAGUCUAUAACUACUUUGCCAAAGUUGUCCCCACGUUAUACGAAAAGAUUGGUCUUGAGAUCGACACAUACCAAUACUCCCUCACAGAGACUCACCAUAAGGCUAGGGGCAGUGGGUACACUCCUCCAGGAAUCUUCAUGAACUACUCGUUCGAGCCCAUUCGUCUUCUGAUUCGUGAAAAGCGUAUCUCCUUCUUUGCAUUUGUGGCUCGUAUUGCAACCAUUCUCUCCGGGCUCUUCAUCGCAGCAGGGUACCUUUACAGGCUUUACGAGAAGCUCCUCUUUGUCCUUUUUGGAAGAAGGUAUGUGGACAGAAACAGAGAGAAGAAGGAAGGUGGUCUCUUGGACCAUCUGGUGCCCCAAAACAAGGAUUUUUAA
Molecule: messenger RNA, 1047 nt
Organism: Candidozyma duobushaemuli
Lineage: Eukaryota; Fungi; Ascomycota; Pichiomycetes; Serinales; Metschnikowiaceae
Exons: 1
Coding region: 1-1047 (348 amino acids)
Biological process (GO): retrograde vesicle-mediated transport, Golgi to endoplasmic reticulum; endoplasmic reticulum to Golgi vesicle-mediated transport
Cellular component (GO): endoplasmic reticulum membrane; Golgi membrane; endoplasmic reticulum
Source: RefSeq, a predicted model, not a curated record